Molecule: messenger RNA, 1600 nt
Organism: Prunus mume (Japanese apricot)
Lineage: Eukaryota; Viridiplantae; Streptophyta; Magnoliopsida; Rosales; Rosaceae
Molecular function (GO): protein binding
Source: RefSeq, a predicted model, not a curated record
GUGCUCAGUCUUCUCUCUCUCCUCCCGACGCAGCCCUCAUUCUCUCUCUUCGAUUCUCUCAGUUCCGGCCACGGAAAGGGCCGGAACCGGUACGGUUCCACUCGUCUCGAAGCCACGAACCCGACCCACCCAUUUUCCGGCCGGAAACCUCGAAAUUCGCCGGCGAUAUCGACUGGUUUCUUCGGUUGUUCACGGCGUCGCUACGGCCGAUUCCGGCUUCCAUCUCCGGCAACCAAGGAAACAAUAGAUAUCAAAUCGCAUAUGUUUGUUCUGCCAUGAGAGGAAGCAAUAGCUUUCCGUCUUCCUUGUCACGAAGACAACCAUGGAAAUCGAUAAAGAUUGAUGAUCUCCCGGAUGCUGUAUUGAUUGAAGUACUUUGCCGACUAUCUUGCAGUAAACUAAUUUUUCGAUGCAAGUGUGUGUGCAAGCGUUGGUUCACCCUCAUCUCCGAUCCUUAUUUUGUUGACCACUAUCUACGUUACCAAAGCGAUAAGAAAAGACACAUAAUACGCACCCUGAUAUAUGCAAGGGAAUACGUGGUAAGACUGAGAUGCCACCCUUGGGCAAACCCAACUGUUGUAGCGACAUAUAAUGACUUAAUGUUGUGUUAUGGAAACCUCAACCGUUACUGCAUAUGCAAUCCAUGCACGAUGCAAUGGGUUGCUCUUCCUCGCAUUCCCACUUACACCGUACACUGCCACUAUGAGGUACGAGUGGGAUUCAUCUGCGAUACCCCCUGCUAUAACUACAAGGAAGACGAACACGAAGAUCAGAAAGGAGAUGUCAUGCAGCAUAAUGCUGCGUAUAGGUGCAAGGUUGUGAGAAUUCGUCCUUCGGAGAAGGGUUAUUAUGAUUUUUCCUUCGAAUUGAAAGUGGACAUUUUCUCUUCCGAGACUGGUGAAUGGACGAAGGCAGUUGUAUCGUCCCCACGAGCCAUUGCUUUGAUUGGUCUUGGCUUUCAUCACCAAGGAAUAUUGUACUGGUUGGGUCGGGAGGAAAAUGGUUGCUCUAUUAUUUUUGGGUUGGAUCCGUUUAGUGAUAAACCUAAGUGUUUUUUCAUUGCACUUGAUGAGCCUUUAAACGACCUUCGGCACUUUGGUGUUUGCGGAGGUUGCAUACGGAUGUGUGGCUUGGACAUGGCUACCAGAAGUCUGAUUGUAUUUUAUUUGAAAGCAGAAGAAGAUGGCAAAUUCUGUUUGAGUAAACGCAUGGUUUAUUCGUUGGACCAAAAUAUGUACCUGGAUAAUGAAUCGAAUGUUAGCCUGCGACCCUUCGAUCCAAACAAUGAGGAUGUUUGUUUGCUAUCUAUACGUGAAUGGAGAAUGUGUCAAGUACAAGUACAAUUUUCGUACCAGAAAGUGGUCAAAGAUCGUUGAAGAGAUUCCACACAAAAUUUCCUACAGCUUUGUGCAUGUGCAGCCAUGGUGGCCAACACCAGUUCCUAGACUCCCACAACAUGCAUGCCCAGCAGCAAGGCCAUGGCGGAGGAAACGAGGCAAGCAAAUUUAAUAUAUACUAUAUACGUACAAAAUGUAAUCCAAUUGAUUUUCAUUCAUUGUAAUAACGUACCCGCAUAAGAUUCUUAGCCCACAACCCUGCA